Molecule: messenger RNA, 1022 nt
Organism: Ruditapes philippinarum (Manila clam)
Lineage: Eukaryota; Metazoa; Mollusca; Bivalvia; Venerida; Veneridae
Product: dopamine beta-hydroxylase-like
Exons: 5
Molecular function (GO): dopamine beta-monooxygenase activity; copper ion binding
Source: RefSeq, a predicted model, not a curated record
UUAAUGAUAGAUAAGGUUUUUCUAGUUGUCCUGUAAAAGUUACUUAUUGACACAUCGUAUUAGUUUGCGUUUAAAUACUUCUUAUCUCGCGUUGGUUUAUCCAGAUUUUAAAGUCCUUUAUGUGCAUAAAUGUAUAAAAUAUGUGAUAUUUAAAACAAUGAAAACAUUAUCGCUGCAUUUCACAUGUUUGUGCCUAUUUUUUCAUGGACGUCUCGUGCUUGUGGAUACGGAAAACAACAACGAGACGAAUGUGAUAGAUUUACGACUCCCCUAUGUCAGAGUUCCUGAAACAAAAACUUACUAUGUUUGUCAGCAAUUUGAGGUCAAAGAUGACAAGCCAUAUCACGUGAUUAGAUUUGAGCCAAUCAUAAACAAUACUGAGAUCAUUCAUCACAUGCUUGUAUUCGGAUGUGAAUUCGAAAUGGAUGACAAGGGGCCUCACCCAUGUGACUCGUUAGACUACAGGUGUCACACAUGGCUGGGCAAGUGGGAUGUUGGAAUGGAUGAUCUUAUAAUGCCAGAUAAUGGGGGUGUCAGAAUAGGAAAAGGUUCAUUCAAGUAUCUUCUUCUGCAGAUACACUGGAAUAAUGAGAUGGGUUCAAAAGAUGAAACUGACAGUUCUGGGAUGCGGUUGCAUGUUACUUCUCAUUUACGUGCAAACGACAUCGGGAAUGUUCAAAUUGGUCAAAACGACAUAAACAUCCCUGGGGAAAGUGAUCACGUUCUUAUAUCCGGAAUAUGUCCCGGUAGAUGUACGGGUCUUAUGCUACCAUCACCAAUCUAUAUUACAAACGUAUAUUUGCAUAUGCAUGGACUAGAGCUAUGUACAAAAAGUACCGGAAAACGGAGUUUAGCUAGGUUUUCGAAUUACGCAAUAUCAACAAUGUCAGGUCUGAUUAUUGACAAACAACAAGAAGCUAUUCAGACAGCAGUGUCAGGGCACAAUUUUAUAUUAAUUGGUCAACCAGGUACGGGAAAAUCCUAUACAAUAGGUAAAAUCUAUGAGCAACUGAAAGUUCAAG